UUGUAUUCGAGGUGUAAUCAGGGUUAAUCCCCUGUGUGUGUGUGUGUGUGUUUGUGUGUGUGUGCGCGCGCGGAUCUAUUCACAGCUCUAACUGACUGCUCCCUUCUCAUCAUCCACUCCGGAUUUAGCCGGCGAGGAGAAAACGAACAGCUGCUGCAAACGUUUUUAACACGGGUUUGUUUUGAGGACGGGGGAGUUUCUGAUGCCGUCAGCCGGGAGAGGAUCGUUACCUGUCCGCAGAGAAUAGAAACCAUGGCCGAAGACUACUGGGAGUGCACGGCGUCGGUGGGAUAUUAGUAUUUACAAGGACACAGGAACCUCACUUCCACCCCUGGGGGCGACUGCCCCAACAGUGGCUGCCCCUUCCUCUUCAUCGUCUCAGCCCCCCCUGCCCCCUCUGAUGGAGCGAGUGAGGAAGAUCAAGCGGCAGCUGUCCAUGACGCUGCGGGGGGGCAAUAGCGGAGACAAGAACAUGACGGAGAGCAUCAGCUCUCAGGACACAGGAGCACACAGUGACUCUGAGGCCAUGCCAGGCGGGGGUAAUGCCACUCUGCGUGGUUCAGUGAGAGGAGCAGGCGGCUCAUUCAGCAUGCACUCGCUCCUGCAGUCCUACAGCAGCGCCCUGCACCGGCCACGCAGCCUGGGCCGCAGCCUCAGCUCCUAUCUCAACCACACCACGCGCCUCGAGAUCGUCCACGAGGACGUGAAGAUGGGCUCCGACGGAGAAAGCGACCAGGCGUCGGCCACCUCCUCUGACGAGGUUCACAGCCCGGUCCGCGUGAGGAUGCGCAACAACGCAGGCCGCAAAAUUUCCACUGAGGACAUAAAUAAGAGGCUGUCUCUGCCAGCUGACAUUCGUCUUCCAGAUGGCUACCUGGAGAAGUUCAGUCUAAACAGCCCGCUGUUCGAUAAACCACUGAGUAGACGACUGCGUAGAGUCUCUCUGUCAGAAAUUGGUUUUGGGAAGCUGGAAACUUAUGUGAAACUGGAUAAACUAGGAGAGGGAACAUACGCCACGGUGUAUAAAGGUCGCAGUAAGCUAACCGAUAACCUCGUGGCUCUCAAGGAGAUCCGUCUGGAACAUGAGGAAGGAGCUCCCUGCACUGCCAUCAGAGAGGUUUCCCUGCUGAAGGAUCUCAAACAUGCCAACAUUGUGACUCUGCAUGACAUCAUCCACACCCAGAAGUCUCUGACGCUCGUGUUCGAAUACCUAGAUAAAGACCUGAAACAGUAUCUGGAUGACUGCGGGAACUGCAUCCACAUGCACAACGUGAAGCUCUUCUUGUUCCAGCUUUUGCGAGGACUGAACUACUGUCACAGACGCAAAGUCCUCCAUCGAGACCUCAAACCCCAGAAUCUCCUCAUCAAUGACCGCGGGGAGCUCAAACUGGCUGACUUCGGUCUGGCUCGAGCCAAGUCGAUUCCCACCAAGACUUACUCGAAUGAAGUGGUGACUCUGUGGUAUCGCCCACCGGACAUCCUAUUGGGCAGCACGGAUUACUCCACCCAGAUCGACAUGUGGGGCGUCGGCUGUAUCUUCUACGAGAUGGCUACGGGUCGGCCGCUGUUCCCUGGAUCCACGGUGGAGGAGGAGCUGCACUUUAUCUUCAAACUGCUAGGGACACCUACAGAAGAAACCUGGCCUGGAAUAACCUCCAAUGAAGAAUUCAUCUCCUACAACUACCCCCGUUACCGUGCCGACUGCCUCCACAACCACACUCCUCGGCUGGACAAUGAUGGAGUAGACCUGCUGUCCAAACUGCUGCAGUUUGAAGGAAAGAAGCGCAUAUCUGCAGAGGAAGCGAUGAGACACUCAUAUUUUCACUGUCUGGGAGAGAGAGUUCUCACACUGCCUGACACUACAUCCAUAUUUGCACUUCAAGACAUUCAGCUGGAGAAGGAGACGACCAUGAGGACAAGCUCGAUGUCCGACUCCGUGAACAGCAUAUCUCAGCGACAGAGUCUGCUCUUCUGAUCGGCCCGAGGCUCGACUAUGCUGAAAGAAAGAAGAAAGGACGACGAACAGAGAGAUGUUUGUGUGCGAUUAUGAUGAAGGGAUCCCUGUUUGUUUUCUUUUCACUUCUCUGAGUCGUUGCUGUCACGUGACAUUGUUUUUAGGAAGGAAAAAAAAAAGGGUGGGGUUACUAGAUGUUUACAUGGGAAGAUGAGAAUCAUAUUUGUGUUGUUUUUUUUUUUGUAUUUAUAGCGUUUGUGUCAUGAUUCUGCACUCCGUCUGCAUGUACCUAUAAAGCCAUGUUCUCUUCCCGCUCACUUACAGUCAGUCGUAUCACGAGAAGAUAAAAGAAAAACGAAGCGGCUGCACGCCAGGUCGAAUUUGACUUUACUGUAAUUGAUUAGGUUUUUUUUUGUAAUUUCUUUUGAAUUCGUUACAAGAACCACUAAUGAUGAAGCGAACGGCUAAUAAUAAUAAUAUCCUUGGCUUCAGAUCUCUGACUGUUGAACAGGAUUGAAUACUGUUAUGCAUUCAAGCCUUUGUUUUAGUCUUCCUCCUUAGCCUUUGCAAUCUGCCCCUCUCACACACACACACACACACACACACACACACGUGCACACACACACUGACAACUAAACCACGGCAUGAUUUUACCAAAGAUUUUUCCCUCCUUUAAAUCAUUCGAGCUUCCACCUUUCCCCGCACGUCCCCCAGCGUCUCUGUAUUUUUGCCCUCACAGCCAUCUGCUACUUCCUGUUUUGUUUGUUUUUUCCCUUAAAUGAGAAUCGAAUUGUUUGUUCACUUUUAUUAGUGAGGCAGAAUCCAGGUUUGUCUCAGAGCCUCAGCUGUGGCUUUCUGAAACAUCUCAGUCCUGGCAUUUCAACUCGCAACUUUCUCAGUAAGGAUGCAGAACUUUUGUAAAAAUAAAAAUAAUAAUUACGUUUUCUAGAGUGGAUAUUGGCUCCGCCCCCUCAGCCGGAAAAGAGUUUCUCAGCCACACCCCUUUUAUGAACCUUACGUAAUGCGUUCAGGGGGAAAAGUCUAUAAUCUACAGUACUUAUGUGUUUUUAACAACCCUUUAAUAUUCUACAUAGAACCAAUAACCAGUGUUUCUUCCCCGACACGAUUCCAGAUCAAACCCAUAGAGUUCUACAUGGAAGGGAAGUUCUACGUGCAGAGAGGGUAGAGCCUGAAAUCCCUUUCACACUAAAGACAGGCUCUAAAUGUAACAAACGGCUGCUUUAAGUUUCAGUCCGUGCCAGAUUAUUGUUUAGAGGAUGACGAUCCAUUUGCUUUAAAUCUGAGUUGAACAAAAAGAAUAAAAUUGCAGUUCAAAAUCACAAUUUCACCAGAUUAGAAAAGUGAAAUUAAACAAAAAAUUGGUGCCUCCCCAUUGAAAAGGUGUGUGUGUGUGUAUGUCUGUGUAUGCGUAUGCGUGACUGUGUGUGUGCCUCUGUGUGUGUGCCUCUGUGUGUGUGUGUCUGUUUGUGCGUGCCUGUGCGUGUGAGUUCUUUGGUGUGGUGUUUAGGUCCCACACCCUUUUAUUCUGUGGGUGUGUGUGGGUGUGUGUGUGUGGGUGUGUGUGUGUGUGUGUGUGUGUCUGUUUGUGUGUGCCUGUGCGUGUGAGUUCUUUGGUGUGGUGUUUAGGUCCCACACCCUUUUAUUCUGUGUGUGUGUGUGUGUGUAAAAACCCAUGACACCACUGUGUCUGAAGGUGAAGGUCAAGUUGUUGUUGUUAUUAUUAAUAAUGUUAUAUGAUGUUUUCUCAGAGCCUUAGUUCGUCAUUCCCCUUCACCUGUGAAGAUGAUUGUGUGUGUGUGAGAGAUGUGGUGGAAGUCUGUGGUACAGUGUAAAUAACAGAAGAGCAGUGAAUAGUGCAAUGACAGGAAGUGGAUUUAUAAAGCAACAUGACCAUAUUAAGCUUAUAGUUCUCUAUUAUUAUUGUGUUCAUAUAUUUUUUAAACAAAGAAUAUAUGGUUAUAGUGCAGUAGUUCUAGCUGGUGUAUCUUACACGAUUUGACCACUUUUCCUUAUAUGGAACAAAAUGAACGCGUUUCUUCCAUUUCAGUGUGAUGGGGAAGAGCUGCAGCGGGUUUAACCUCCUCACACAUGGCAAUAAGUGACACAGAACGCAAUAAUCCAUUCAUUCUCUCUCUAAAGUCACUUUUAUUUAAAACAUCUGAUGAAACAUAAGAGCCGGUUUAUCGUGUUCACUCCGUCUCCUCUGGCUGUGUCCCUAAUAGAGCCCUGCUCCCUGUUCUCUACAAACACCAAGUGCUUUAUUGUAUUCUUUCACUACUAGGAUUUAUUGCUGGAAUACAAACUCCAUUGUAGAGCAUUGUGGGAUUUCUCUCUUUCUCUCUCUCCCUCCCUCCACAUGUAUCAGGCUUGAUAUAAAAUUCUGUGUUGAUAAGAAUUUCUUUAGUUGCAUAGCAGUAGCCUGGUGUCCAAAUACCAUCUAGGGAUUAAACGCACCCAUGAUGCACUCUGUAGUGUGUAAGAAGUAGGGGAUAGAAAAGGGUGGAAUAGGGUGAAGGACACUGCACCUACUGUUGAAGAGAUGAAAUGGCUUCAUGUGAAGACUCCUGUAUUAGUCCACUAAUUAUCGUUGUGUGUGUGUGUGUGAGAUCUGAUAUCGGGUUCCUCUGGGACCCGUCUCUUGUUUUUAAUCGUCCCUGCUUGCUGUCUGUUCUGCGUCUCUCCUUCACCGCUCUCAUUUUCUCUCUCUCCUUCUCUCUCUCUCUAUCUACCCCCUUUCUCUCUUCCUCUAUCGCACUAUCUGUGUGGUUCUGCGUGCGUACAUAACGUCCUCAGCGUACACACGGCCGCACACCCCGGCGUGAUCUGAGCCAACACCGCACUCAGUGUGAUGUGCUUUUAAUGUUCCUUUUUACUCGUCGUCUGUUUUCGAUGUUCUGUUUCCAUGCAAGCAGAAACAUGAUCAGUAUUAAUCUUUUUAUUAGUUUUUAAUUUACUAUUCGGUAUGGAUUAAAAGAGCCAAGGCUCUGUUCCUGUUUAACAUGGAGCUGCUUUUGAAACGUCUCUGUAUGUGUUUUGUUUCUGUGCAUGUUUGUGUGUGGAGGUGAAGGUGGGGGACACGAAACACACCCCACUGAUGAGAAAGCAAUACCUGCUCUAAAGAGCCCAGGCCUGGUUUCUGAUGUAUUUCAGCGUGCUCUGAAAGAUCAUUUAUGCACUCACUAAUUUUACAAAUCUCAUGCCAUGGCUGUGUAAAAAAACACACACACACACACACACUCCCUGUCCCUGAAUAUGUUCUGACAUGAUUACACACAGACUUUGUGUUCUCGCUCUUGCAAUAGUUUGCAUGUUUUCACCAAACUCUGGAACCUGUGCAAACUUAGACUGAAUAUCACGACACUCGCCGUCCUUUCAGAAAGACUGAACGAUGUGGAAACACGGCUGACUGGACUGUUAUUUCCGCACACUUCCACACCGGGACUUUCUCCGAGCCUGAUGCUGAGGCAGGACGUUCGACUCGGAGCAACACACACGGACUGGAAUGUGUUUUUGUGCAGGAGGACAAAAAAAAUGUGAAUUCUGUUUUUCAGGCAAUACAAUCAUUGGCCCAAA
Molecule: messenger RNA, 5548 nt
Organism: Tachysurus vachellii
Lineage: Eukaryota; Metazoa; Chordata; Actinopteri; Siluriformes; Bagridae
Gene: cdk16
Product: cyclin dependent kinase 16
Exons: 17
Coding region: 401-1975 (524 amino acids)
Biological process (GO): exocytosis; protein phosphorylation; neuron projection development
Cellular component (GO): synaptic vesicle; cytoplasm; nucleus
Molecular function (GO): ATP binding; protein kinase activity
Source: RefSeq, a predicted model, not a curated record